Molecule: messenger RNA, 535 nt
Organism: Vespula pensylvanica (western yellowjacket)
Lineage: Eukaryota; Metazoa; Arthropoda; Insecta; Hymenoptera; Vespidae
Product: histone H3
Exons: 1
Coding region: 85-495 (136 amino acids)
Cellular component (GO): nucleosome
Molecular function (GO): protein heterodimerization activity; structural constituent of chromatin; DNA binding
Source: RefSeq, a predicted model, not a curated record
GCAAUAUCAUACCCUUCUUUUGCAUUUUGCUCUCAUUGACGUAGUACUCUGUCUUCGUUUAUUACAUAUUAUUACAUCUUAAAGAUGGCUCGUACUAAACAAACUGCUCGUAAAUCGACUGGUGGAAAAGCUCCACGAAAACAAUUGGCUACUAAAGCUGCUCGUAAAAGUGCACCUGCUACUGGAGGAGUUAAAAAACCUCAUCGUUAUCGUCCUGGCACUGUCGCACUUCGUGAAAUUCGUAGAUAUCAGAAAAGUACCGAAUUAUUGAUCCGAAAGUUACCAUUCCAACGGCUCGUUCGUGAAAUAGCUCAAGAUUUUAAAACCGAUCUUCGUUUUCAAAGUUCUGCCGUAAUGGCUUUGCAAGAAGCGAGCGAAGCAUAUCUCGUUGGUUUGUUCGAAGAUACUAAUCUUUGUGCUAUUCAUGCUAAACGUGUUACAAUAAUGCCAAAGGAUAUUCAAUUGGCAAGACGAAUUCGAGGAGAGAGAGCUUAAUUACCAAACUAAAAAAAAACGGCCCUUAUUAGGGCCCAAA